CUGUAUCGGGUGUCAUUAUAAAGCACAGCCCUGCUAAGCUUAACCACUGGCAUCUGUGAGCUGCCGAUCAAGGGUGGAGAUUAUUUUACCGGAUUAGGGCUGAUUCCAUGGGAACCAGACAGACCCGAGGUGGGAGAGUGGGGCAGAUGUCUCUCCGGCUCUGUUCCAGCAGCAGUGAGUUGGAUUACGGGACUCUGCACACAGUGAACUUCCGAGGUUCCAGGAGUAGCAGGAGCUGCUGGACAGAGCGAACUCACAUCGAGAAACGCCUGGUGGUUCUGACCGUGGCUCUAGCAGCCGCCUUGCUGGCCUGCGUGUCAGCUCUGGUAAUCCAGUACCAAACAAGGCCACCCCAGGUGUGCUUGAAGGAAGCCUGCAUCUCGGUGACCAGCUCCAUCCUGAACUCCCUGGACCAGUCGGUGGACCCGUGCCAGGACUUCUUCAGCUAUGCUUGCGGGGGCUGGAUCAAGGCCAACCCCGUGCCCGAUGGGCAUUCCCGGUGGGGGACGUUCAACAACCUCUGGGAGCACAACCAGGCCAUCAUGAAGCAUCUCCUGGAAAACGCCACGGAUAACAUAAGCGAGGCGGAACGCAAAGCCCAGCAGUAUUACCAGGCCUGCAUGAAUGAGACCAAGAUCGAGGAACUGAAGGCCAAGCCACUGAUUCAGCUUAUCGAGAAGCUGGGUGGCUGGAACAUUACAGGUACGUGGGACAAGGACAACUUCCAGGAGAUGCUGCAGGUGGUCACGGCUCACUACCGCACCUCGCCUUUCUUCUCUGUCUACGUCAGCGCCGAUUCCAAGAACUCCAAUAGCAACGUGAUUCAGGUUGACCAGUCAGGCCUGGGCUUACCCUCCAGGGAUUAUUAUCUGAACAAAACCGAGAAUGAGAAGGUGCUGACAGGGUACCUGAAUUACAUGGUUCAGCUGGGCAAGCUCCUGGGAGGAGGGGAAGAGGAAGCCAUCAAACACCAGAUGCAGCAGAUCCUGGACUUCGAGACCGCUCUGGCCAACAUCACCAUUCCCCAGGAGAAGCGGAGGGAUGAGGAGGUGAUCUAUCACAAAAUGACCGCCAGAGACCUGCAGACCUUGGCCCCGGCUAUCAAUUGGAUGCCCUUUCUCAACACGGUGUUCUACCCGGUGGAAAUCAACGAGUCUGAACCCGUGGUCGUCUAUGCCAAAGAAUACUUGGAGCAAGUCUCCAGCCUCAUCAACGCCACCGACAGAUGCCUCCUGAACAACUACAUGGUCUGGAACCUGGUGAGGAAAACAAGUUCUUUUCUGGACCAGCGUUUUCAGGACGCGGAAGAGAAGUUCAUGGAAGUCAUGUACGGGACAAAAAAGACUUGCCUCCCCCGCUGGAAGUUUUGUGUGAGCGACACAGACGGCAACCUGGGCUUUGCGCUGGGCGCCAUGUUUGUGAAAGCCACCUUUGCUGAAGACAGCAAGAACAUAGCCAACGAGAUGAUUUUGGAGAUCAAGAGAGCAUUCGAAGAAAGCUUAACCACACUCCAGUGGAUGGACGAGGACACGCGCAAGUCAGCCAAGGAGAAAGCUGAUGCAAUCUACAACAUGAUUGGCUAUCCCAACUUUAUCAUGGACCCGAAAGAACUGGACAAGGUCUUCAAUGACUACACUACGGUCCCCGAUCUCUACUUUGAGAAUGCCAUGCGGUUCUUUAACUUCUCAUCCAGAGUGAUUGCCGACCAGCUCAGGAAAGCUCCGAACCGGGACCAGUGGAGCAUGACGCCUCCAACCGUGAACGCGUACUACUCGCCCACCAAGAAUGAGAUCGUGUUUCCCGCCGGGAUCCUGCAGGCUCCGUUCUACACCAGAACCUCCCCCAAGUCGCUGAAUUUUGGCGGAAUAGGUGUCGUCGUGGGCCAUGAGCUGACUCACGCCUUCGAUGAUCAAGGGCGAGAAUAUGACAAAGACGGCAACCUCCGCCCUUGGUGGAAGAACUCUUCCGUGGAAGCCUUCAAGCAGCAGACCGAGUGCAUGGUAGAGCAAUAUGGCAACUACACGGUGAAUGGGGAGUCGGUGAACGGCAGGCACACCCUGGGGGAGAACAUCGCCGACAACGGGGGCCUCAAGGCAGCCUAUCGGGCCUACCAGAACUGGGUGAAGAAAAACGGGGAAGAGGAGACGUUACCCACUCUUGGCCUGAACAAUAACCAACUCUUCUUUUUGGGAUUUGCUCAGGUCUGGUGCUCGGUGCGCACCCCCGAGAGCUCUCACGAGGGUCUCAUCACGGACCCGCACAGCCCCUCCCGCUUCCGGGUCAUCGGCACCGUCUCCAACUCCAGGGAAUUCUCAGAACAUUUCCAGUGUCCCCCCGGCUCUCCCAUGAAUCCCCAGCGCAAGUGUGAAGUCUGGUAAAAUGGAAGCGGCGGAAGAGAAGGAAGAGGGGGACCGGGAAGGAGAGACAGACACCCGGUGUUGGGGGGGGAACUGAACCUGCUUUCGCUGUCUUGCGUCAAGAAGAAUGUGACUCCGGCCCCUCGCCCCGAGAGCUGCCUUCGACGUCCCGGAAAGGUCUCGGCAAGAUGGGCUCCCCCGAGCCGGAGGCUCGGGGUGGAAUCAGAGAUUGGAUCCACUGUGAAAACCCCUUUUAUCUCGUUCACUUGCAAAUUGAGUCUUACAUUGUAACCGGUGUCCCGUCGAUCCACGAGGCCACCCGGGCCCGGCCGGGGUGGCCGGCGAUCGGCUGUUCGGUCCGUGGUUCCGGGCUCGGCCUCAGGCUAACACCCGCUCGUGUCAGUGUGUCAGAUGCUUUAAAGAUAUAUUUUUGGGGAAAUUUUUGAAACAUUAUGGAAUACACUGGAAAUCUUCAGGGAAAAAUGCCUUUAAAAUACUUUUUUUUAAAGAAAGAUUGGUAUAUUUAUUAUGUUCUGGUUUUUUUUAAAUGAUGAGGUAGAGCCCCAGCGACUCUACCAGUCCACCCGGAACAGAGGAGGUUGAGCAGCCCUAGGGUUAAUGCAGAGGUGGGGGUCAGCGCUUAGGUAGGUCCAGGGUCCAGGGGAAGAGCCAACCGGGGAUGUACCAGAUUCACACACACAUCAGCCAGCGGGGAGCACCUUAGUUGCUGAGGAAAUUCGGAGCGCCUUGUUUUGCCCAGCACCAUUGUGCAGGUUGAGGAUUGCAGUCUGGUGCGUUGACCCCGGAAACACACGGAAAUUAUGUCAGGGCGAAGAGUGGCAGCAAACCACUGCCCGCUCUUGACCCCUCCCCGGCUCCUCCUCUGGCUCUCACUGAGGCAUGAGGAACAUCUAGGAGGACGGAGUCGAGGGGGCCUCCUCUUAGCACCCCGUGGGGUUUCUCCUCUUGGGCUUUUUGUCCUGCUGCUGCUAUCGUGCAGUCCCAGGUGGCUCUGAAGCCCUCCUUGAAGCUCUGCCCAGAUUCCAGCUGUUUCAAGCCCUGUUCUUCAGCCGUCCCAGAAGGAGCUUCCGUGGCCUGAAGAGGCAGGCUACCCUUGGGUUUUCCAAGAGAAGAGAGUCAGCAGAUGAGCUCCCGCCUUUUGCACUUCAUUUCCUCCGUACGUGCCGCUGCCACGCCCUCCAUCAUGGAGUCUCAGCAGAGAAAUCUUACCGGUUCCGACGGCUCCCUCCCGAACCCUGAGUUCUCCCCCAGCACGCUCCCUCUGAGCGCGCCCCUCCACCUUAGGGAGCACUUAAGUCACCGGCACCGGUGGCCUCUACCUCGCCAGCCGGGCAGUAGCCGUUCACCCCGAACAAAGCUGUCCAUGCUACGCCCAGACCCCUAGAGGGGCUUUCACACUCCCACCCUCCUCGGCUCCCCAACCUGCCUUUCUCAGCUGUCCAGUGCCUUAGAGGGGUUUGCCGGUAACGCGGCCUUUAAUUCCACCCAGGUGCACGGACUCCUCCUUGGGUCUGCUCUGGCGUCGAAAGCAAAAUCACAUUCUUUGCUCGGACAGAUUUUCACACACUCCUCAGAGUCCCGGAAGGAAACGCUCCCCUCCAGCCCACCAGAAAAGACCUAUUUGAGCCUACAGGCCUCUCUCCAAAGCGAGAGAGAAGCCAGAAUUUCUGACUCGGGAUAGCAGCCUGAAGCUGGCUGCAAGAGGCUCGGCUGAGGAACUUCUCACUCCCAUCAGUAGUUUCAAAAACCUUCCUCGGUUUUGGACAUCUGGUUCCUUUCCCCCACCUUCAUCCCCUUUCUGCAGGCAGCGGCAGAAGGGCUUCCCGCUCUGGGGAGAAACUGGCAGAGCAGACUCAGGGUCUAGACAGAGGGUUACUUUCUCCUUGCUCAACCCGGCACGGUGGGUCUCCUGGCAACUGGAAGCCUGGGAGAGAAGUGAGGCCUGUCGCCUCCUCAGAGUUUCCCAGACCCUUAAGAAGAAGAUAGGAGUCAUUUUGGAAAUAGUGUCCUGUGAUUGAGAGGUCAGGGGUUAGUUUAUUACCAUGCUCUUUAGCCCUUUUUUCCUUCAUCCUCCAGAGCCUUCUAAAUUCGCUCUCUUCCUGAGGGCAAGAACCAGACCGCUACCCUCCUGUCAGCUAAACAUCAGGCCAAAAUGCAGGAAUUUCCAAGUCAUUUCUUCACACCAAACUUGUCGUUGGCAGCUUCAGUGACCUGUAUUCCUGGAGCAGGGCUUCCCCUGAGCUCUGCUCAAGAGCAUUAGAUUGCAGAGGGAUUUGGGAGAGAGGCUGGAUCCCACGCUACUCCCCUAAGAGCCAGUGUGCCCCCUUGUCAGAGUGUCUCUUUUCCACAUUGAUGGAUCCCAGCUCUCCAAAAGGUUUUGUCCUCGAGUCAAGUCUGAGCUCCAGGGCCCGUCGCAGCUGGGAGUGAUCUGGGACAGGUUACCCAGCUAGGCAGGAAUGUACCCGAUCGUUUCCAGAUGUGCCGGGAGCGGAGGGCGCGGGGCCGGGCGGGAGGAUCCUGCAGCAGAACGGAAAAGGAAUGGGUCAGUCGGGAAGGGCCACGCCGCCACCUUACCGGGCCCCUCUGCUCCCAAGCUGUGCUUUGGCAUUGGCUGAGGAGGAGGGUGCUCUGGAAAGGGUCCGAAGUGAGAGAAAAUGGCCUCCCAGCCUUCCCUGAGGGAACAGAGAGAGCCAUUGGGUGAACAGGGUGGGGGAUGAUGCGGGCUGAAGGAGGAGGCUUUCUAGGGAGAUGGCAGUCUGGCUCCUCAGCAGUUUUGUGACGACACAGAUGUUGGGCUGUGGGUGAGGGUUGUAUUUUCAUUUUUUUGUGUGCUACUGUAGUUUUUCAUGUGGCACUAUUGUAAGUGAAAUAAAAUACUUCUACCUAAA
Molecule: messenger RNA, 5266 nt
Organism: Ornithorhynchus anatinus (platypus)
Lineage: Eukaryota; Metazoa; Chordata; Mammalia; Monotremata; Ornithorhynchidae
Gene: ECE1
Product: endothelin converting enzyme 1
Exons: 18
Coding region: 108-2378 (756 amino acids)
Biological process (GO): peptide hormone processing
Cellular component (GO): plasma membrane
Molecular function (GO): metalloendopeptidase activity
Source: RefSeq, a predicted model, not a curated record